This is a messenger RNA of Tremella mesenterica DSM 1558, 363 nucleotides long. RefSeq lists its product as uncharacterized. The record is from RefSeq and is a predicted model, not a curated record. The transcript has 4 exons. Gene Ontology annotation, molecular function: mRNA binding. The coding region runs from base 1 to 363 and encodes 120 amino acids. Gene Ontology annotation, cellular component: nucleus; cytoplasm; ribonucleoprotein complex. NCBI's taxonomy places the organism in Eukaryota, Fungi, Basidiomycota, Tremellomycetes, Tremellales, Tremellaceae.
AUGCAAAGACCAAAUGACCCAAUAGCUUCAAGAUGUCUCUUUAUCAAAAACCUCGACUUCAACACGACAGGUUCAGACAUAUACGAAGUCUUUGGGAAAUACGGUCCGAUAAGACAAGUACGAUUGGGGAAUAAUACAGAUUUGAAAACUAAAGGAACGGCUUAUGUCGUAUUUGAAUCACCUGAUGAUGCUCAUGAAGCUAUCACUCAUUUGAAUGGGUUCCAUUUACAAUCACGGUAUAUAGUUGUAUUAUAUCAUCACCCAUCCAAGCAACAAGCUUCCGCAUUAGCCAAAGCGGAGAUGCGGGCUCGUGAACGAGAAUUAGCAGAGGAGAAGAAACGGUUAGGAUUGCGAGACGAAUAA